Venustampulla echinocandica is the source of this 732-nucleotide messenger RNA. RefSeq lists its product as uncharacterized. NCBI's taxonomy places the organism in Eukaryota, Fungi, Ascomycota, Leotiomycetes, Helotiales, Pleuroascaceae. The record is from RefSeq and is a predicted model, not a curated record. The transcript is spliced from 2 exons. The coding region runs from base 1 to 732 and encodes 243 amino acids.
AUGUCAAGAGUCACUCCUCCAGUCACCAAACUCGCCCAGGCCGUGCGCAGAAUCAGUUCAACCCAAACCGCGAACCGAUCGUCUACUCUCCUCGAUUCCCAAGCCAGAAGUGCCUACCUACCCCGCUCAAGACUCGACCUCAAGGCCGAAUGCAGCAAACGUCAAUUGAAGACCAACGGCAAUAAAGCAGAGCUGGUCGAGCGUCUCGCCGCUGCCGACCUCAUCAACAACUCGCAUGGCUUCCACACACUAGGCGACGGCCACCGCCCAGCAGCGCCCGUCACCCGAACCAUCCCCCUAAUGCAAACCUUCCGGUCAUCGGCCCCCAAGCAAGCCGUCCGCGAUGCCUCCACCAUGGACCACUUCACCUUCCCCCAGAUCCCCGACGUCCCUUCAAACCCCUUCGCCAAGCUGCGCGUGCCUCUGCUUCCAGAUAACUACUCCCCCGACCGCUCGCCGGAGUCCGGCCUCAUGGUCGAGGCGGCCGAUGAGGCUGUCUUCAGACCGGAAAUCAACGUUUGUGCGAGUCAUCCCGAAAAUGUAGCUCCCGCUGCGCUGAGCGAGGUGGUGGGGAAUGAGGCUUUGGAGGUCGAUCUGGGACAGCUUACUGCUGGGUUCUCAUCGUCCGCUGAUGCCGAUUCUAAGGAACCCGGUGUGCUGAAGGAGUUAUGGAGUGGUCUAGUGGAUGAUCUUAUUGGUUCUAAAGCUGGUUCACCGAAGCUUGCUAUCUAG